UCACGUGACAUAAGAAAUGUCAGAAUGGAGUUGAAAUGCGAUGGUAAAUUCAAUUGUUUAAUUUCGGUAUUAAUAUGUUUUCUUUUAUCGGUUACUUAUGUAGGAAGUUUAUAUAUAUGGAGAACUGCACAAAACAGAGACCACCCAGAUGUAGUGAAAAAGAGGUUUAUAAGUGUAUUCGUAAUGUUUUUCAUUUCACCAAUAUUUCUUUAUAUUGGCAUUAACAAGUCUAUAUUAGACCAGGUUCCUUUGAAUAUUCUUUUGGGACUGAGGGUCAAAGGCUUAUUGCAAGGAAUAUUCAUGCCAUGGUUCCUGACGAUGAUUUUAUUUCUAGGACCUCUUGCAAUGCAGACAUGUAAUGGUUAUUUGAAAUUGUACACAGAGCCAAUGCACUGGAUAUCCAGCUUUAAAAAUUUACUCUGGAUAAGAAAUUUUUUGGUUGCCCCAUUAUCUGAAGAAUUUACAUUUAGAUCGUGUAUGAUGCCUUUACUCUUACAGUGUUUUCCACCUAUGACUGUUGUUUUUACAGCACCUCUGUUUUUUGGAACAGCACAUUUUCAUCACCUUCAAGAAAGGAGAAAGAUGGGAUUCUCCUUCAAAUCAGCUUUACAGAUCUCAUGUUUUCAAUUUGUAUUCACUACGCUAUUUGGCGCAUAUUCUGCCUUCAUCUUCCUCAGAACUGGUCAUUUUGCUUCAAUCUUCGUAGUUCACGCUUUCUGCAACCACAUGGGUUUCCCUAAUUUCGAAGAAGUGGCAAACUAUAAGGGGCCUAAGAAAGUGACUAUAAUUUCCUUAUUUUUUGUUGGUUUAAUUUCUUGGUGCUACUUAUUAUUUCCUUUGACGGAACCUUCUUGGUACUAUAAUGAAUCUCCAUGGACUGCUACAUCCAGUUGAUGUUGAUAUGCAAUAAUUGGUUUAGAUAAUUUUUAAUUAACUUUACUGCCAAACUUGACAAAGAUUUUUAGGACGUUUUAAAGUAGGUACUGACUGGAGCAUAUUCGGAUAGAAAUCAAUAAUAUGGUCCACUUGGUUCAUUACUUCGACUUCAUACAUGGUCAUCUUGAAUAUCUUUUUUUUCUUGAAAUUUCUCAUAUUAGAAGUUGUAUAUUUCGAACCAGUUUUAGUUAAUCAAUCUCUAGUCAAAUAGUAGAAUCACCCCUCAUACAUUUCAUUAUUGUGGUGCUGAACCAAAACACAAAAAUAAUUGCAAUAAUCGUCAACAACUUGUCUACACUUCCUUUUUGCCAUAUUUAUACUAACCUAUCUUCCUCCUACUUGGCUGUGAUUGUUCUAAAGGAAGAAUUCUGCAUAUUCGAAUUUCUGAAUGUGAAAAAAAGUAAAGAAAAAAUUUUUUCAAAUGGAUAUUUCUAAAAAAAAAAUCAGCUCAAGUAACACCCCAAAGCAUAUUUGUUAAUUAUGAAAAAAUGUUGAGAAGAGUGUUAGAUAUGUAAAACGAAUAAAUUUGAGUUCUGUUGAA
This is a messenger RNA of Coccinella septempunctata (seven-spotted ladybird), 1477 nucleotides long. It is a transcript of the gene Sras, whose product is annotated as CAAX prenyl protease 2. Gene Ontology annotation, cellular component: endoplasmic reticulum membrane. The record is from RefSeq and is a predicted model, not a curated record. Bases 25 to 894 code for a protein of 289 amino acids. The transcript is spliced from 6 exons. NCBI's taxonomy places the organism in Eukaryota, Metazoa, Arthropoda, Insecta, Coleoptera, Coccinellidae. Gene Ontology annotation, molecular function: metalloendopeptidase activity. Gene Ontology annotation, biological process: CAAX-box protein processing.